AUGGUGGAUGCAACUACCGGAUAUGAAGUCUUAUCUUUCAUGGACGGAUUUUCUGGAUACAAUCAGAUACGGAUGAACCCAAAAGACGAGGAACUCACAUCAUUUCAUACCCCAAAAGUACUCACAGCUCCAGUUCCAGGGAAGUCGCUGACUCUUUAUGUUGCAGCACAAAAAUAUUCUCUAGGGGCACUUCUUGCCCAAGUUAACGAAGAAGGAAAAGAGAAUGCACUCUGUUACUUGAGUUGGACACUGGUAGGCACUGAAAUGAAGUAUUCACCUAUUGAAAAAAUGUGCCUCGCGUUAAUCUUCGCAGCUAAAAAGUUGAGGCAUUAUAUGCUAUCAAACACAAUCAAUCUUGUUUUGAAGAUCGAUCCAUUGAAGUACAUAAUGUCCAGGCCGAUUCUUUCUGGAAGGAAUGGAAAAUGGGUAUUACAGUUGUCUGAGUUCGACAUCAAAUUCAUUCCACAAAAGGCCAUUAAAGGACAAGUUUUGGCGGAUUUCCUUGCUGACCACCCAAUUCCAGCAGAAUGGGAACUUCAGGAAGACCUUCCCGAUGAAGAAGUUCUAUUCGCCAAAAUCAUACCAUCAUGGAGGCUAUACUUCGACGGGGCAGCCCGAAGUUACGGUGCCGGAGCAGGAGUGGUCUUCAUCACUCCUUAUGAUCUCGUCAUGCCCUACUCAUUUACAUUAACAGAGAAAUGUUCGAAUAAUGUAGCAGAAUAUCAAGCUCUUAUCAUUGGCUUAGAAACAGCUUUAGAUUUGGAUAUUCACCAGCUGGAAGUCUUUGGAGACUCUAAAUUGAUAAUCAACCAACUUUUAGUUGAAUAUGAAGUCCGUAAUUUAGACUUGAAGCCAUAUCAUGAACAUGCAGCAAUGCUUAUGAGACGAUUUGAUUUGAUAAAAAGCAAUUUCGUCUCGAGAAGUGAAAAUAAGAAAGCUGACGCCUUAGCUAAUUUGGCUGCUGUUUUAGCUAGAUCAGAUGAAGAAUUUUCCUACUCCAUAUCAAUUGCUCAAAGAUGGGUGCUUCCGUCAUUGCUACCCAGUAAUUUGGAAGAAAACAAUAGUGUUGAAGUAGUCGAAGAUGAGGAAAGAGAAGAUUGGAGACAGCCAAUAAUCGAUUUCCUUCAACAUCAAAAGCUACCAGAUAAUCCAAGGCGAAAAACAGAAAUUAAGAGGCAUGCCUCUCGCUUUAUCUUUUAUAAGGGAACACUUUAUCGACGAUCAUUUGAUGGAGUAUUCCUUCGAUGCCUAAGUAAUGAUGAAGCAACGCAGGUCGUGGAAGAAUCCCACUCUAGAAUUUGUGGUGCCCACUAG
Molecule: messenger RNA, 1314 nt
Organism: Olea europaea var. sylvestris
Lineage: Eukaryota; Viridiplantae; Streptophyta; Magnoliopsida; Lamiales; Oleaceae
Exons: 2
Coding region: 1-1314 (437 amino acids)
Molecular function (GO): nucleic acid binding; RNA-DNA hybrid ribonuclease activity
Source: RefSeq, a predicted model, not a curated record